AGUUGUGCUUUGUACCCGAUAAUUUAAAUUUUUAUUUUUCUGUAUCUGUAUCUCUACCGCUUCUCUGCUCGGAGCGCUGGAAAAACUAAUUUUAGAUCCAAGUAUAAAGUCCACGUAAACUACAAGGCACGAAAAUUUUUUUCUCACUAACAAACUACAACUUGUACCACUUAAGCUUUUUUCAAAAUGACUCGUGUUUCGCAAAAGAGUUCGAGUUCGUUCAUCUCCACCCCGGAAAAGAAGGACGGGUCCACGUUCAGCUUCCGUGGUGUGCGGCGAAUCAACUACGACUUCGCAGCACCGUUAGUACAACAAGAACUGUCCUCACAUCAACUGCAAGCACCUCCAGGAAGUCCUCCACCGAUACCGAAGGGUCAUGUAGGUCAGCAGAGGACUCGGGGUGUCCUAACAAAGAGCGCCGGGAGUGGACGUCGACAAGGGGGCGUUUUAAGUCGAGGUCAUUCACCACCGAGUACAUCACAAGGACCACCACGGAUUGGUACUGAAUUCCGCCCUCUGCGCGUUGAAGAUUUACGAAACGGCGCGACCUUGGUCAUUGGAGAACAGCCUGUUAUGGAAGUAGUGUCAGGUGUAGUGAAAUCUUCGACAAAGUUGAACUAACUUAGGUGUCACUUAUUCCGACGUGUUGAAACUAUCUAAACCGGCGAGGACGCCAGUUCGUCCAGACGAACUCAUAAUAUACAGGUCCUAGUCCGCGCAUCAUGUUGACCGUUUUUAUGCCAAACACGCAAAGUCAACCUGUAGUCAUCAUGCUGCUUAGGGUAAAGCUAAAGGCAAGAGCUCUUCUUGUAGAUGCUCUGCAGCACGAAGAUCUUCCCCAACAUCCACUACCACAAUCUGCCACCAGGUUGGUUUUCGUUUUAUUGUAGCAACUACACAGGCAAAUUUUAUCUUGCGUGUUGCGUUUUGUCAGUUGCUGUUGCAACUGCAAGGUUUUUCAACUUUGGAAAAAAUGUCCAACGCCUGACACCUCCAUACAGCGGCCUUAUCGAACAGCCAUGCGGUUUCCGGCCUAUCACAGCCCUCUUCAGGACUACAACCUGUUGACGAUUGUGUCCAGUGCCUGGGUUCCGAACGAGAUUUGGAGCAAGUACGAAAAGGCCAACAAGAGUUCGCUGAGGUUAAAAAACGAGGAAGAAAUCAUGAAGCUGAAAUUUCAACAUACCGACGCGUUGAUCGACGUUUACCAUGCCGCCAGCAGAGAAACUUUGUCCCUGCCCGUGAAGACUUUGUUGGAUAUGGGUACUGGCGACGGAAACAACAGUAGCUGGAAUUAUGACGGUACUUAUUAUUCUAGUACCGGCUGCCGCGCAGGAACAAGUUCUAUUGCGGCGGUGUUGGGGGCCGCCGGGGGGAUCAAGAAUCAUCAUAACUACAAUCUACUUGCUCAGACCAUUACGCCAGCGCACGACCACAGCACCUCAACAUCACCACCACGACUCCUAUCUCUCACACCGCCUUCCAAGUUUCUGAUCGAAACGCAGGUGGCUAUUAGCACGAGUCUCGGGGGUAUGAGAGUGCACAACUUCGCCCCCUCUGUCUCCCUCAUCUGUGUUGCAUGAGCAGCAAGACAAACACCAGCACACGUGGAGCCGGUGCAUCACAAAUUCAUGCGCCUAGUGGAGUAUUGCUAUUGUUUGGACUUCCGACCGGAAUCUGUCAUGCAGACAGUGCCACAGGGAUGCACUUGGGUUUGGGGUUUUGCAUGACAAAUGAGGGAUGAACGGGGGACGGGUUGUGCACUCUGAUAGAAGGAGGACGACCAGCUGACUGGACAACGGGGACGAUGCAGCAGGGCCUUUACACCGCCAUGCGGGAAAUUGUCCGCGCUUCGGCCGGGCCUAGACCGUUGUUUGGCUUUCGCGCGCAAGAAGGACGAGAACUGUUUGACGGGGCAUCAAGUGCAUCAAGUGGACAUCAAAAUAUCAAGACUAGAAGGACGACCAUCCUCGAAGAUAAAGUCGGUUUACUCGCACAUGAAGACCUCCACCAGUACAAGGACCACCUGCGCGGCCAGCUGAAUUGGCAUUGGAAGUCCUACGCUGAUGUAUUCGACGAGGCCUUGAAGUUGGUUGCGUUCUUCGAAAGAAGCCUGAAAAGGGAGCUAAGCUUGUCUUCACUAGGAGAAGAUGAGAAUCUUGAUCUUCGCUUAGGGGGCAGGGACUUGAAGAUGUCCUCUACAAGUGAAUCCUGUCACGACCACUACAAGAAGAUCCGCGUCGGGAUUUACAGUGGCGACUUCGCGACGGCAACCGCACGGCAGCUCGAGCACGCAGCGGUGGCCGCGGUGGCAAGCUUAAUUUUAUGGCGUUCUCAAACCUUACAUUCUCAACUGUUACACGAUUUGUCAUGCAAAAUGAGCAUCAAGCACCGCACGGCGAAGCUACUUCGCAUGAGAAAUUUUGGAAUAGCUAAACAGCAUGGAUAUCUUGGCCAAAUUUGUAAUGCAAGAGUUGCAAGCUCCGGCCUUUCCCUUUUGCCAUUCCAGCAUCACAAAUCCACGUAACAGUUGAGAAUGUAACAGUUGAGAACGCCAUAAAUUUCCGGCAUCACCUUUGUCGGGCUCUCCCACCAUGCGGAGAAAAGUGUUUUGAAACACGUCAUGGAAGAGGCAGAGUUAACUGCCGUCUUCGUCCCGGGUGGCGAAGCGUUGGAAAAAUUCAGCGACAUCAUCAGGGAGAAUUAUAGCAGAAGUACAACAGGAGGCGACAACAACAAUACCGCACUUCUGCAGCAGGUCAAACUCAUUGUUAUUGGUACACCUCCUGCUGUUUCCGCCGAGGAGGAUCAGCGUCUGUAUCAGAAGCCGCAAGAACAGCUGACGAACAUCUUUUCCGGCGUGGAGUCAGAGUCAGAACCGCAAAUCCUGAAGUACACAGACAUCAUUUCCGACAAGUCUUUUCAAUAUCCAGGAAAAAAAGAUUGUAGCUGUAACUUUUUUGGAGGAACAGCAUUACAAAUCUGUCUCGCAUGAGAGCAAAAACCUGUCAUGCAUAGAUUGUACGUGAAAACGCGCUUGAAUGGACCUUGCAAUGCACAUCAGCAUGACAGCCGCAAUUAUUUUGCAGGUUUUGCAUCACAAAUUUACACUAACAAUGUUUUUUUCUUGGAUAUUCAAAAUGCUGCUUUUAGUGAUCCCGAUCAUGAACAGUACGAGUUUCUCUUUCGAUAUGGAAGUGUCAGGAUUGAAAUCGACAAAGUUGAAAUACUUUCUCAUGCAUAAAUUGCAAGGCAUGGAGCGCCUCUCUUGCAGGCAUGGAAAACGAGGCCGACUGUCAGCCUGUUUGGGGUCUGCGAUAGAGCUGCUAAAGUAGCAUGACAAAAGGCGCCUACUGUCCCCAAACAGCACGACAGACUGGAUUUUGACGGUGCCGAAAUUUGUCACGCACCGCUUGAAAAUUGGGCUUGGCUUCCAACUGGUAUCGAUUUUAUGCAUCACAAAUUUUUUCGAUUUUGUCGAGUUCGAGCCUGACGCUUCCAUAUCCGAAAGCCGGAGUGCCGCGUGCUACCGGAGGACAUCUCGUGCCUGCUCUAUACCUCGGGGUCUAGCGGCGCCAAGCCGAAGGGGGCGAUUCAGACACAGGAAACGUUCUAUGAGCUGCAAAAGUAUCGUACUCGUAUAAAUGCAUUACAAAUUCCCUCAGCAUGAGAAAUAAGAUUUGUCAUGCGGAUUUACCUUAGGAAAAAAAUUUGUAAUGCAGAAAAGCAAUUAGUACGAGUUGUGCGAUGCUUUUGCAGUUCAUACGUUCAAGCAAGAGACAAUUCUCCCCGGACUACCCGACCCAGGCUUGUUCGAAAUAUCCUGUGCAAAAGUAUCGUACUCGUAGUAAUUGCAGUCAUGCAUUACAAAUCUCUCUCUUGAGGCAAAUCAGCAUUACAAAUUUCGUUUUUCAUGCUGAGGAAAUUUGUAAUGCAUUUAUACGAGUACGAUGCUUUUGCAUUGCAUACGAGAGGACCAGCACUUCUUCUACUGCGAGGGAGUCCUACCGGUCUCUCCUCUACUUCGAUACCAUGAGUUCCGUCUUUGCGUCCAAAACGCCGGUUCACGUCAGCUCGUUCCUCUACGGAAUCGCCUCCGCAAUCAGACAAGGCUCCCGGUACGCGUUUCUACCGGACCCAGGGCAGCUGUUUAUGAGAGUGCACAACUCCCCCUCCCCCUCAUUUGUGAUGCAAAAUCCCAAAUCCAAUUGCUGCCUUCGCCUUGUGGCACUGUUUGCAUUAAGCACAAAUUGAAAUUUUGGAAGCCCAAACUACAGUACUACACUGGGCGCAUGAACUUGUCAUGCACAGGAUGCACGUGUGCUAGUGUUUGUAUUGGUGUUCGCGCAAUACAAAUAAGGGGGAGGGGGAGUUGUGCACUGUCAUACUGUUCUCGCACAUGACCGAAGUCGAGCCGGAUGCUGUCUCUGAGGUGCCGGCCGUUUGGAGGCCGUUGUACACGGAAUUUCUCGAUGAACUGGCAGAGUUGGGGGAGAAAAAGAAGUCGGAGGAUGCAUUAACAACUAGUAUUCGUCCUCCGACUUCUAGUAUUACUUCUACGCCUGGUGGAGUAGACGAACUUCUCAAAACGGCCCAAGGUCAGCAUCUCCUUGACAGGUUCCGCAAAAAGUUGGGACGGCGGGUCAGUGCGUUGAAUACCGGGGGUGCGAAGCCGCAGCCGGAAGUACAAGGAUUUUUGAAGCAAGUUUUUGGCGAAUUCGCCACCGUCACCGAGAACUACGCGUCCACGGAAGCGGGCCCGAUCACAUACGGGAAGGACAACCGGUUGGAGGACGACGUGGAUGUGCAGCUGCGCGACUGGGGCGAGUACAAAGCGGCUGAGGGCUUCGGGGAAAUUCUGGUCCAUACUAAGACCCUGUUUCAGGGCUAUCUGAAUCGGGAGGAUUUGAACCAAGAGGCGUUUGUCACGCUGUGGACUACAAAUCAUGACGACCCAGGAGGGAACAAGAAAGUCCAGAAGAAGUUUUUCGCGACCGGGGACAUUGGGCACCUGACGGUUGACAAAUCCACCGGCGCCCGGCUUUUAGAGGUGAUUGACCGGAAGAGCAGUUUCUUCAAACUGUCCAACGGGGAGUGGGUCUCGCCGGAGAAAGUCGAGCAGUAUUUGUUGCAAAGAAUUCCGCAGAUCAAGCAGAUUUUCGUGCAUGGAGACAGCGAGCACGACAGCGUGGUUGCGGUGAUGAUACCGUCAAAUAAACCGAUAGAAGUACAUCAGCCUCCUGGAGGUGCAAACGAAGUCGAACUACAAAAACGGUCUAUGGAUUGUAAAAAUGUCUGGGUCUGGAAGGUUGGAACUUGUAAUGCUAGCUUUCCAUGCCUAGAAAAUCUGUGUUGCAUAACCAACAAAAGUCGCAGCCUCUUUUGCAUGCAAAGACGCAGCUUCUCAUGCGGAUUGCCUAUGAGAAAGCGUUUUGGGAAGUUGUCAUGCCGAACUGCAUUCGGAAGUGUUUUUAUUAUGCACAUUUUAGCAUCACAAGUUUCCAGACCCAGACACUUUUACAUUUGAUACGGUCAUUGCAGCACCAAAUCGAGCGGCAACUGAUGCGAAUCUCCGACCCGAUCCUGCGCAUCAUGAAAAAUGCGUUGAAGCAGGAUCGCGAGCUACAGAUUUACUCGAAUAAAAAGGAUAUUAACUACGCCGGAAACAUGAUGUUUUCAUUUUCAACGGCACUCUCUGCUAGGGAUAUGAAAACGAUGUUGUCCGCGGACGACCACGACGAUUUGAAUCCAGACGGCGCAAGUACGCAACUCCGAACUUUUGAGUACCCGAAGGCUUUAUGAACUGCAAAAGCAUCGUACUAGUAUAAAUCGCAUGACAAAUCUCCUCAACAUGAGAAAUGGAAUUUGUUGUAAUGCGGAUUCAAUUUGAGAAAGAAAUAAAUUUGUAAUGCAUGAAUGCGAUUGGUACGAAUACGAUACUUUUGCACAGGAUAGGCUUUUUAUCUGGACACGGAAGAAGACGCGACUUUCACAUUGCAAAACCACCUUCUCACCGGCCCGGGGAAGCAAGCCCGGCCGAAGAUUCGGGCGAAGUACGAGGAGAAGUUGGAUGGUUUACUGGAAGAUGUAGCGAGAAAGACUAGGAUGCGUAUCCUGUGCAAAAGUAUCGUACUCGUAGCAAUUGCAGUCAUGCAUUACGUAAGGGAAAUCCGCAUGACAAAUUUUAUUGCUCAUGCUGAGGUGGAAAUUUGUAAUGCAGUUAAACGAGUGCGAUACUUUUGCAAUGCAUAGUGCGCGAAGACCAGCAAGUGUCGAAGCUAACAAAGCUUUUGGACGACGCGGUGAAAAUGAAAGCAGACCCAGGAGAUGACCCCGAUGAAAUACUCGUUUCUGAUGAUGCAGAAGGACCAACUACAACUACUGCUACUUUACAACAACUGGAAGCCGCUUGGGAAGCAGAAAUCGGUCCAAAUUUUGAUUCUCUCGGCAUGAUUCAGCUCCAGGGCAAGAUCAAGCGCCACUUUGGUCUGUCGGAACUGAGCGUGAGGGAUCUGUUGUUAUGCAGCGGAACGAGUGGAGCGACGAGCCCGGUACCGUCGUUGGCUAACGUGGCAAAGCUCGUGAAGAAGGAACUGCGAAAGAAAGAUGGAGCUGGGGAAGAUGUUGAGCCUGUUAGGAUGAUGGCAACACCAGCGGCCAACAACAAGCGGAACUACGACUGGGAAAGGGAAACCUCUUGGCGUGCGGAAGACUUUAAUAUUUUCGGAGAUGAUCAUGAUGCACCGCCGGGGGACCACAACGACUCCAUCGAGGAGAUAAGCAAGAACGCUGUAGAUCAGGAGAAGGUGAGCAAAAACUCCAAGUCGCUCUACUCGCUCCCCAAACAUCAACAGCAGCCACAGGAGCAUCAACAUGGAGGUGCGCCACCAAUAAAUGAAGAUCGCAACGGGAUCUUUCUCACCGGAGGCUCUGGCUUCCUGGGAAGUGCGGUUUUACGGGACGUUUUGAGGAGUGACAACUACAAAAAUCGGAAAGUGUACGCGCUUGUGAGGCCCAGCCGGCGCGGCCCGCAGAAGAUGGUAGUUGAUUAUACGCAAGACACAUCCACCACCGAAGGGGGGCAGGAGGAUCGCUCCUCUUCAUCCCUCCUUCUCGACCGUCUGUACGAUGUGCAGAAGCGGUUUCUCUACACGACGUCGAGUGAUUCUACUCAGUUGACAAAAACACAAUUCGCCAACCGUGUCAUCCCCGUCGAGGGAGACCUGGCGUGCGACGGCCCGCGGCUGUGCAUCUCGGACGAAAUGUUCCGAGAAAUUAGGAACAACUGCGACACCUUUAUCCACAGCGGCGCAAAAGUGGACCAUUUACUCCCCUACAAAUCUUUACGGCAGGGCAACGUGGUCGCCACUCGCGAGAUUGUGAAGAUGGCGGGGCAUGUAGAAGAUCUUGAUGUCGGGCUGCUAAGUAUACCAAAUGCAAAAAUAUCUGGGUCUGGAAGAAUGCAAACUUCUCAUGCAUAUUUUCCAUGCCCCAUGAGUUUUGGAAUGCAGGACCUAGCAUGACAGGUUCUGCGACGUCCCUAUCAUGCCUAUCCUGCAUGACAAACUGCCUCUAAACUUGCUCAAAAUGGACAGGUUUUGGUAGUCAUGCAACACAAAUGUUUGUACGAUCCAGCAUGACAAGUUCGCAUCCUCCCAGACCCAGACAUAUUUGCAAUGCAUAAAGUACAACCUUCUUGCCAGCAGACUUCAAGAAGAACACACUGCUGUUUGUGUCGACGGUCAGUGUGGACGGCCUGCAACGGUUUCGAAAAGAUAAAGAUGCGGAAGGUCCUCCUCGCCUCGUUCAGCAGGACUACGAUGAAACCCUCGGCCCCUUGCCACAGAAUCGACUUUCGGGAAAGGACGUGGGGAGUACAACAAAUCUUCCGGAAGAUGACAACGGCUACGCGGUGUCGAAAUGGGUUGGGGAAGAGCUCGUGCUGGAAGCGAUCAGACUCGCAUCGGAAGAACAAGCUCAAGAAUCGGAAACAUUUUUAGAAAACGUGUCAACACCUCCACGACCACAAUUCCCGCUUCUGGAAACGCGCGGUCCACGAAGCAGCAAGGUUUUGCGCAGUGGCAUGCUCGGCUUUGCGACGGACACGGGGGCUGCGAACUACGAAGAUUGGUUUGUGCGGUACGUGGCGGGCACUAUGCAGCUAGGGGCUUUUUACAACGGCGAGCAGCAUGCGGGACAAACAGGAACCGAACCACAAGCACAAGCAUCGUUUCCACCCGGGAUGCCAGCAGCUUUUAUUGCAGGGAAUGAAAAUAGCGAACAUACUAGGCAAGCACCACGCCCUACUAUGUCCCGGCUUUGCCCCGUUGAUUACGCGGCGAGAGUGGUUACCGUCUUGGCUCUAUCAAACGUAAAAAUGUCUGGGUCUGGAACAUUCUAAACUUGUGAUACUGUCCCUGGAUUCUGAAACAAUUUGCAUUGCAUGACCAGCAAGAGGACUCCAGUUUGUGCUACGCGGAGAGGGCAUUUCUCAUGCGGUAGAGGUAUCACAAAGCGCUCUCAAAGGCUGUGAUGCUACGGCAUGCAUCACAAAGACAAACGUCAUGGGUCAUGGAAAAUGUGCAUGACAAAUCUUGCAAUCUUCCAGACCCAGACAUUUUUACAAUGCAUAGGCUCUAAAUGAUAUUCCGACACCACACGACGACGCACGCCGUUUCUCUGCCUGGACCCCGCCAAUCUACAUGCUUCCCGCGCAAAGGGUAGACCUCGGGCAGAUGUUCUUCAGAAUCUCAAAGUACCUUGGACAACAAGGAAAUAAGGUCGCAACAAGUACUACUACCACAGUAGACCUCCACGCGGAAGGUAAAAUUAAAAACAAACACCAAAACCACCACCUCGCUGACCCCACCUACCGCUAUUGCCGGAUUCGGAGUCAGGCCGUGUGGGAAAAUGCUGUGCUGACCGGUGGUGCGGUGACGCCGAAAAAUCGCAUGUUUCCCUUGAAACAGAACUACGGUGAGGGCAUCGUGGACGAGGAAGAAUCGCGCAUGACCGACUUGUCUGUGUUGCGGAGAAGCCGGCGAAAUGGUCGGCACAGAGCCUAUCUGCUGGACUCAACAGGUUUUUUUCCUCCUUGGUUCCAGACGUUUAGCUUUCCGUCCUGUCCCGUGUACAACGCGGAAUCUUUUGACGCGUUUGCGAACUGGUUGAUUCACACGCACGGAGACGAGGUGUUGGACCUGGGCUACGUUCUGUUUGACGGAGCAGGAGGUACUACAGGAACUCCUGGCAGCGGGGCUAAAGUUGUAGAUGGAAGCAGCACAGUGGUCGGAGCUUCUGACGGUGGCAAUAAGGACGAAGUUGAGGAUGAUGCUUGUGGAGGUCACUUGAUGCAGCUAGCGGGACAACUAGAACCGCAACAAGGACAGGCAGGAAGAUCAUCUUUUCUGACGGUUGAGGACUCGACGAGCACGCAGGCUCUUGAAGCCUUACCGUUACCGGGGGAGCAUCUGCAGCACCAGGUGCCCCUCCCGUAUACUUCAGGAGAGGAUUCUGGGGCGCUGUUGUUGCAGCAGUACAGGGCCACGUCCUCGCACCAGGUGGAAAGUUCUUUUUCUGCUUCGUCGACCCCGCGGAGUAGAUACGAAUCCGAUAGAAGUACAGCAACAAGCACCAACGGGAUCGCUAAGCUUUCAAUUUAUUCUAACACAAGCCCAACAGGAACAGUAUAUGAUUCUCUCUUCUUCCCGGUCGUUUUACUUUUGGGUGCGGUUGCCGUAAUCUUCUUGGUCCGUUUGACCCCCGCGCGGAGGAGGUCUGUUGUGGUGAAGGUGUAGACCAUCAAGUUUGAUGAGUUCUGCUGUAGAGUUUUUGUUUUUAUCUGACGAGCCUGCUCCUUAUGUUUUUUCCGAGUACAAGGCUGAGAACUUACUAUAGCUGUGAGUGUACAAUGUUGAAAAUCCGAAAUUUGUCCGGAAAAGUUCGGAUUUAGAGUGAGGUAGGUAUCGAGGACUUCUAGUUGAUGCGAGCGUCUUCGUUGAAGUUGAUUGCGAAAGCGAAGGGAGCCAGAGCCAGUCAUGCGCUGUCUUAUAAUAUGUGGUUGUUCAUCGCUGACGGGAGUUUCUUGGAGUGAAUGGCGGACCUGGGAGAGCGAGAGGUGACGUGCCCAGUAAACGUAAAAGCAAAUUCUUUGAGAGUACGAGCGCACAGAGAUAACAGUAGCAACA
This is a messenger RNA of Amoebophrya sp. A120, 10187 nucleotides long. The record is from the annotation of a GenBank genome assembly. Lineage: Eukaryota; Dinophyceae; Syndiniales; Amoebophryaceae.